Messenger RNA from Drosophila obscura, 1558 nucleotides. Its product is annotated as tenascin. The record is from RefSeq and is a predicted model, not a curated record. The transcript is spliced from 2 exons. Gene Ontology annotation, molecular function: chitin binding. Gene Ontology annotation, cellular component: extracellular region. The coding region runs from base 10 to 1452 and encodes 480 amino acids. Lineage: Eukaryota; Metazoa; Arthropoda; Insecta; Diptera; Drosophilidae.
GCUGAGAAAAUGCGGAAGUUUUACCACGUGUGUUGCAUGUGGACAUUGCUAUGUCUGAUGUCGCGGCCAUCGCUGGCUGCCAUCGUUAAGGAUGCCGCCGGCAAGUGUAUGGAGGGCUCGGUGGAAGGCGAUCCCCAGGACUGUGCGGGCUACUUUCAGUGCCUGGACGGGGCCAUCCUGCAUCAGCAGUGCCCUGAAGGAGCCUACUUUGAGGUCACCUAUGAGGUGUGCGUCAUCGACGAGAAGGGCAUCUGCCCGCCCGCAGAACACAAGUGCACCGAACUGGAGCUGGCAGAGGAUCCCGCGGACUGUGCCGGAUAUCUGCAGUGCAUCAAUGGACUCUUUGCGCAGCAGAAGUGCGCCGCUGGGGCCUAUUUUAAUCAGACCUCGAAAAGCUGUCUCGUGGAUGGGAAUGUGGCCUGUGCGCCCUUGCAGGAAAGGUGCAACGAUGGCGAGCUCAAAGCGGACCCCGAAGAUUGCGCUGGAUAUCUGCAGUGCGUGAACGGAGUACUCGUGCGGGAGAAGUGCGACAAGGGCAGCUACUUCAAUGUGAGCUGGAGCCAGUGUGUGGUAGAUGUCGGUUUUUCCGCCGAGAACUGCACCGAAGGAGAGCUAAAAUGCGACCCGAAUGACUGUGCCGCAUACCUACAGUGCAGCGAUGGGGAGUUCGUGGCCGAGCAGUGCUCCAGUGGCAGCUACUUCAAUUCCAGCCUCAAUAUAUGUCAGGUCGAUGUGAACGGCAUCUGUGUGGCACCUCCCGAGAACUGCACAGAAGGAGAGCUGGAUGUGGACCCCAACGACUGUGCCGGAUACCUGAAGUGCAUCGAUGGGGAGUUCGUGGCAGAGCCGUGCCCCAGUGGCAGCUACUUUGAUGCCAAGCUGGAGCUUUGCUUGAUCGACGACGACGGCAUCUGUUUGCCGACUGUGAAGAAGUGCACCGAGCGAGAGAUGCAAGAAGAUCCCGAGGAUUGCGCCGGAUACCGGCAGUGCGUUGGCCAGGAGCUGGUGCAGUUGAAGUGUGCUCCUGGCAGCUACUUCAAUGCCACAGCAAGCAGCUGCAUGCUGGACGAGGAUGAAGUAUGCGUGUCGCCGACAGUGCGCUGCUUGGAGGGAGAACUGACGGAGGAUGCCGAAAACUGUGCGGGUUUCUUGAGCUGUGUCGACGGUCUGUUCGUGGCCCAGCAAUGUGGCAGCGGAGAAUACUUCCAUCCAGGAUUGCUGGAGUGCCUAGACGAUGAUCGAAACAUUUGCAACAGACAGUGCCGUUCAAGUGCCAGGGGCAGAUGCGUUGAGGGCAAAAGGAUGGCGGAUCCCCAGGACUGUGCGGGCUAUCUGGAGUGCAUUGAUGGGCAGCUGGUGGAGCAGAUAUGCGCCCGAGGCAGCUACUUCGAGACCACCCUCAGGGGCUGUUUUAUCGACGAGAACCACCGCUGCGUGACGGACCAAGAGUGAUUCCUAAUGCACAAUAAAUUAUCUCAAUUUGCCGACUUCCCCGCCGACGAGAAUAGCUGCGGCUACAAUAAAUCUAAUUAAAUGGGAAGUUGCUGCUUAAUUUAGU